AUGUUUAACCAACAUAUAAGAAUAACAGCUCUAGCCGGUAAUGACGAUGUCAAGAGGCAGUUAGUGAAAAGUGGAAUAAUUCCCAUUAUAGUUUCAGUUCUUACUAGACACUCCAGUAACCCUACGUCUGUAGCAUUGACGCUGAAAUGCAUAGCAGCGCUUGCGCUACGUGAACCGGAACACAGUGUGCAAUUUAUCGAAUCCGGCGCAGCUGAGGCCAUAGUGGAAUGCCUCAAAGUUCACCAGGAAAACCCUCAAGUGCAGAAAAACGGCUGCUGGGCGAUACGAAACAUCGUGGCGCGUCGUCGCGACCUAAACACAAAGUUUCACGAACUCGGAAUCGAAUCUAUACUUAACAGGUCAUAUGAAUUGUUCUCAAAAGACUUUGGCUUCGAUAUAAAAUCGGCUUUACGGGAUCUAGAAUGUAACGUUAAGUUGGAUGAACAGUGGACUGGGAAAGGGAUUCAAUUAGAACAUUGA
Messenger RNA from Leptosia nina, 480 nucleotides. The record is from the annotation of a GenBank genome assembly. Lineage: Eukaryota; Metazoa; Arthropoda; Insecta; Lepidoptera; Pieridae.